Molecule: messenger RNA, 801 nt
Organism: Malassezia pachydermatis
Lineage: Eukaryota; Fungi; Basidiomycota; Malasseziomycetes; Malasseziales; Malasseziaceae
Exons: 4
Coding region: 1-801 (266 amino acids)
Biological process (GO): nuclear mRNA surveillance; rRNA catabolic process; U4 snRNA 3'-end processing
Cellular component (GO): cytoplasmic exosome (RNase complex); nucleolus; nuclear exosome (RNase complex)
Source: RefSeq, a predicted model, not a curated record
AUGUCCCGCAUUGAGUUGCUUAGUGCAGGUGGGUAUCGUAUGGAUGGCCGCAAGGCGUUGGAGCUUCGUUCGAUGGAGCUCCAAAUCUCGCCGCAUACAGCGGUGGGCACAUCGUUGAUGCCAGCCACAGCCUCGGCCGUGUCACGACCAGAUGGAUCGGCGCAAGUGACGCAAGGAUUAACGAGUCCUGGUCGUAUUGCGCGGGCACCGACAGUGCGGCAAGAUCGUGCCGCGCUCAAUGUGGAUAUUUCCGUGGCGCCAUGGGGCGGCACAGAGCGGCGGCAUCGUGCACGCGGAGAUCGACGCCUAGUUGAAUGGGGCAAUGCGGUGCGAUCCACAUUUGAGCCAGUGGUGCAUACGCAUUUGUACCCGCGAGCGCAAAUUGACAUUGUGGUGCAUGUGUUGCAGCAAGACGGAGGUGUACUACCAGCGAUGAUUAACGCGUGUACAUUAGCUUUGAUGGAUGCGGGCAUCCCUAUGGCGGACUAUGUAACAGCAUUGACGUGCGGACUUUAUGGGUCUACGCCCCUUUUAGAUCUGAACCUGACAGAGCAGUCUGACUUGCCAUUCAUUACGAUGGCCGUGUUGCCCCGUUCGGGCAAAGUACCACUUCUUCAAAUGGAUACACGGAUCCAUAUGGAUCGAUUCUCAGCCAUGGUGCAAGUGUCUGUGGAGGCCGCUUCCGUGGUGCGCGACGAACUUGACGUCGCGAUGCGUGGACGCACCUCCCAUUUGGUUACAGCGCUGCAUGGGCGUCAGGGCCUGGAAGGCGGCGUGGAUGACGUGGUGAUCGAGGAUUAG